Leptinotarsa decemlineata (Colorado potato beetle) is the source of this 992-nucleotide messenger RNA. RefSeq names its product kelch-like protein 17. The record is from RefSeq and is a predicted model, not a curated record. NCBI's taxonomy places the organism in Eukaryota, Metazoa, Arthropoda, Insecta, Coleoptera, Chrysomelidae. Gene Ontology annotation, molecular function: protein binding.
AGUGGGGAAAUAUCAGCAUGGAUCCAGACACGAUAGAAAAAAGGUCGUCCCCAGUAGCAAGUAUUGUAUUUGAGGCAUCAACUCAAACUCCAACCAAUGAAAUAUACGAUUCUCCGUUAUUUACCACUAAAGGCUAUUGCCUCAAAUCUUCUGGACACAGCAAUCAGGCUUUGACUAAUAUACACCGUAUGAGACAGCACGGACAGCUAUGUGAUAUUACUUUGAAAAUAGGAUUAGACAAAUUUAGAGGACACAAAGUUGUUCUAGCAUCAGUUAGUCCAUAUUUUUUUGCCAUGUUCAAUGGGGACAUGAAAGAACAAUGCCUACCAGAAAUUGAAAUUCACGAUAUGGAUCCAACGGCUAUUGACCUGCUCAUUGACUAUGCUUACACAGGUCAAAUAACUAUUACUGUCGACAAUGUUCAGGUUUUACUUCCUGCUAGUAGUCUUCUUCAAAUGGAAGAAGUGAGAGAGGCCUGCUGUCGUUUUUUGCUAAAACAGCUACAUCCAACGAAUUGUCUGGGGAUAAGGAGUUUUGCAGCCUACAAGAAGUGUAAGAAGUUACUCAGGAACCGCAUGGAGAAGUCCAAAAAUGAGUGCUGGAAAAGGCUUUGCGAAGAUGUUGACGAAGAUAUCUGGGGCGACGUCUACAAAAUAAUCACGAAGAGUAUAGUUGGAUUUCAAUCAGAACCAAACCUUACUUUUGAUGAUAUGGAAGACGUAACAAAUCACCUUCUUCCUGUGGACAAGAAGGUUCAGUUUAUCUGUGAUAGGAAGGGGAGUUUUUCAAAUUUCACCUUUGAAGAAAUUCAAAGAGUAUCGACAAAGCCGAAAAAUAAUAAAGUUCCGGGACCGGAUUACAUACCCCAAGAAAUACUCAAAUCUAUAGCCUCAAACAAACCAGCUCAUGCUGUAGCUGUCUAUAACAAAUUGAUAAGUCAGGGAAUCUUUUCUGCCGAAUGGAAAAAGGCAAAACUAUUACUGUCGAGGUGA